CUCACGAUCUCAAUUUCUUUAUUUUUUCUUCUUCUUGGUUGCUUGCCUCGUCGUCUUCAUCAUCUUUCACCAGACUGCUUUCUCAAGAGUCGACGAGCACAUCACAUUGCUUAACCUCCCAAGUCAUCGGGUCUUCUUCCUUUUUUUUCCCCUUUUCCAAUUUCGCAUAACGACCUCUCGUCAUACCACAUCAACGCCAUGGCGAUCAACGACGAUAAGAGGCGACCUGCCGCCUUGAACCUCGAGACUCGCCGCAAAGACUCAUCAGAUUCCACAUCUUCCACAUCAUCACUGGGCAAGCCGCCAAGGACACCGCGGUUUGCCGAGGCCACCAGCAUCCACUCACCAAUCGAGGCACAAGGGGAGAAGAACGUCUUCCCACAGUCACAGCCAGGGGAUAUCGGCUUCGGAUACAUCAACAGCAACCCUGAAUCCGUCACAAUGCCAAUGAGCCCGAGGUCACCGCUCAAGAGUGCCCUGAAGGUGCCGGGAACACCAGGACGUGGAUUCAACCCGCUUAGCCCGACAUUCAGGGAAGAGCAGGUUCUGGAGAAGAGAGAGGCAUUGACCGACGUCGAGCAGGCAAAGGAUCUGAAAGUCAAAACCAGAGUACGAAUGGCUAAGUUUGCACUCCGCGGCGUGAACUUCAGUUGCAGUCUUAUCGUGCUUGCUAUGCUGUCGUCAACCUUUAGCAUCUUCAAUGCCACCAAGGAACUCACAGCCAAGAACGGCCUCCCGGCAUGGGCUGCGAAUACCAAUAUCACGCCUCAGAUCCUGACCCUCGUCUCCUCAUGUAUCUCUCUCUUCCUCUGCAUCCUCGUCUUCAUCGGAUACACGCGUGGAGGCCACAAGAGAGCAGAGAAGGUCGGCGUCUACUACACGCUCUUCGCCUGUGGCUGGUUCAUCUUCAGCAUGGCCAUCUGGGUCACCAGCAUCAUCAUCCUGCAGCACGCCAAGGUCAGCAGCGAUAACAAGGAUCUGUGGGGGUGGUCAUGCAACAACAACAUCCGCCACGAGCUGUUCAACAACCAGGUGGACUAUGCGCUUGUGUGCAGACUUCAGAACUGGUCCCUCGUCUGCAUGAUCAUUGAGGUCGUCAUCGAGGCCAUCUCCAUCACCCUCUACUCGGUCGUCUUCUACCGGUACUACAGCAAGCGCCGCCUCAUGAAGUCGAUGGACAUGCGCGACAAGGCCCGCUCCGACCUCUACCUCGCCCAGCUCCGGACGCAGUCCGCACCCAACACGCCCGGCUUCGGCCCCAAGUCCCCGUCCUUCUCCUCUGUGUACGGCCCUAAGUCGCCUGGUGGGUACUCGCAGCAGGCCCUGUCUCCUCGCUUCCCACCGACCGCCUACCGCUCCCUCGGCGACAUCGAGGAGACCGGCGCCUCGCCCUUCACCCCCGGCGGAAAGCACAUCCCUGAGCCGCAGAGCAGCUUCGCCUCGAUGGCCACCGCCAGGGGCGCUGCCGCGCCUUUCAAGCUGCAGGCGCCGCCAUCCAAGGCGCCCUCUGCCACAAGGAAGCCCGGCCUGUCGCCCGUCGAGGCGUCGCCUAUCGAGAGGUUCUCGCCGCUACAGAGGCCACAGCAACAGCCUGAGGUUCCGUCCAUCACCGUCAACGAGCACGGCCACGGCCCCGUCGCGGCUGAGGAGCCAGUGUACGACGCCGUGCCCAUCCCGGGCGCGUACGCCGGCCAGGCGAUCAAGAGCCCGCCUCCAGCCCAGACAAGCUUCCACGGGAGGUAGAGAGGGCUUCCAUGCGACUCGCAGACGACCUUUUUCUUUUUGUCUUUUGUCCUCGUGACCACAGCUAUGCUGGAUGAAACUGGGUGGAACUAUACCAUUGGGCGUUGGGGAGGGACAAAUUUUGACGAGAACGUUAUACCGAUUUUCUUUUUUAUAUCUACAAGGGACAUUGCAAGAACGAUGUAUCUACCGUUCACUUUAGUAAUUUUCGAUUCAAAGGGUGAGGCGGGCUGGUAAAACCCAGUCCCGUAUUGUAUGUACAGUGGAGGAAAUUCAGUUAGAGAAUGACAACAAUCAAAAGCUUGUCCUCU
Messenger RNA from Cryphonectria parasitica EP155, 2054 nucleotides. RefSeq lists its product as uncharacterized. The record is from RefSeq and is a predicted model, not a curated record. The transcript is spliced from 3 exons. The coding region runs from base 199 to 1743 and encodes 514 amino acids. Lineage: Eukaryota; Fungi; Ascomycota; Sordariomycetes; Diaporthales; Cryphonectriaceae.